Apis florea (little honeybee) is the source of this 6594-nucleotide messenger RNA. Its product is annotated as otoferlin. NCBI's taxonomy places the organism in Eukaryota, Metazoa, Arthropoda, Insecta, Hymenoptera, Apidae. Gene Ontology annotation, cellular component: membrane. The record is from RefSeq and is a predicted model, not a curated record. Gene Ontology annotation, biological process: plasma membrane organization.
UAGGAUCGGACAGGACUCGAGGGUUAUUCGAAGCGCGAACAACAUCUAGUCUGAAUUUGUCUACCGCUCGAUUCACAUACGUGCUCGUUCGUUUAUUCAUCGUGACACCGGUGUGAAAAACAUUUAUUGACCGAAAGUAUCCUGCGAUCACGACUUAAACAAGAAUGAAAGAAAAACGUAACGAAGGAUCGGAACAUGAGGUGUAACGCGUUUGCUUACGCGUUCAUACGACCUUAACGUUAUUAUUAUUCACAUUGCGAAUCGAAGAAUCAAGAAUGGCGCUCGUCGUUAUUGUGAAGAAUUUUCAAGGAUUGAAAUGUAAAGGGGACAAGAUUGUCAAGGUUGAUUUCCGGGGUGUUUCUCAUUAUUCAAAAUGUCUCGAAGAAAGCGGAGAUUAUAUUUCGGUAGAUGAGAGUUUCACUUGGAACUUGGGAAGACCGGUGGAUGAAGUGGAAGUGUUGCAAUUGUCAGUGAUAUCGCGAGGAGUUUUGAAAAACGAAAAGGUGCUCGCGAAAUAUGGUUUGGUUUUACAGACAGUGGUGCGAGAAGGACGAAUCGAUAUUACGGAUUUUUUAGUGGACUUGAAUAACAAACCACUUCCGACCGUCGUCUGCUUCGAAAUUCGAUACAAUCCGCCCGACGGAAGCUGCAGCUCGUAUGCGGCGUCCGAAAUAAUGGAGGAUGAGCAACAGAUACUGAUCGACAUUGAGCAAAACAUAGCGAAUCUCGAGAAAAGCCUGGAGCAAGCUAAUACCGCCGCCGAAGCUGGAAAAAGGAAAGGAUCUUGGCACAGUCCUCAAAAGGCUUCGAAGCGGGGUCUUCUUCAAAGGGGUAGCUCGUUACUGACGGAUGAAAAGUCACCUGAUCGAAAAAGUAAAAGUUCAACGUUGAAAAGCAUGAAAUCGUUCAUAAAAUUGGGUAAACAGAGGCCGCCUAGAACUCGAUCCUGCGACAGUGGCUCGGAUACUAGCGAGUUACUGGACAGAAGAGACUCGAGCUGUCCGACAUCGAACGAGCCUUCAAGAACGAAUUCGAUGACUUCUUUGGAGACGAACAUCUCCGAUUACGACACUCAAGUUGGAUCAAACACGACAGAAGUUCAGGACGUGAUUGUAAAGUCGACGAAAAAAUCAAAACCAAAGACGAUCGACACAGGGCAAACAGCGUUAAAGGCGCAAGAUUAUCAAGUUUGCAUCACCAUUAUCGAGGCAAGGCAAUUGGCGGGACUGAACAUGGAUCCGGUUGUUUGCGUGCAAAUAGGAGAUCAACGAAAAUACACCAGUGUCAAAGAAUCGACGAACUGUCCCUAUUACAACGAGUAUUUCGUCUUCGAUUUUCACAUGUCACCUGUAAUGUUGUUCGAUAAAAUCAUCACACUGUCGGUGCAGCAAUCGCGGAAUCUCUUACGCGCUAAUCUAACGCUGGGCAGCUUUAAGUUAGACAUCGCGACCGUGUGGGCGCAACCAGAUCACCAAUUCUAUCACAAAUGGGCGUUGCUGACGGAUCCGGACGACGUGGCAGGUGGGCCGAAGGGCUACUUGAAAUGCGACAUAAGCGUGAUCGGGAAGGGCGACACGGUGAAAAUUCCGCCGAAAAGCGAGAAGGACGAGGACGACAUCGAGGGUAACCUUUUGCUCCCGGACGGCGUGCCCAUAGAGAGGCAGAGGGCGAGGUUUGUCGUGAAGGUGUACAGGGCCGACGGAUUGCCGAAGAUGAACAGCAGCAUAAUGGCAAACGUGAAAAAGGCGUUCACCGGCGAGGUGAAGGACCUCGUCGAUCCAUACGUUCAAGUCUCUUUCGCUGGAUUGACCGGUAAGACGAGCGUGAAGAGGCACAGUUACGCGCCAGUUUGGAACGAGCAGAUCAUUUUCACGGAGAUGUUCCCACCCCUGUGUCAAAGGAUCAAGAUUCAAUUGUGCGACAACGAUCCGGUUCACGCGACCGUGAUCGGCACGCACUUCGUCGAUUUGAAGCAGAUCAGCAACGACGGGGAGAAAGGCUUUCUGCCCACGUUCGGCCCGGCCUUCGUCCACUUUUACGGAAGCAUUAGGGAUUACAGUAUCAUAGACGAGCAUUCGACCUUAAACGCUGGAUUAGGAGAGGGAAUUUCUUAUAGAGCAAGAUUAUUAAUAGCUAUUAGAACAGAAAUAAGCGAUAACGUAGAGAUGGCUCCGUCCGAGGUCGAAGUGGAACCGACGAUACCCAUAAACGAAUCCGCAUAUACGAGGAACGAGGAGUUUUUCCUCUUUGCGACGAUAAUGGACGCCACGAUGAUUGACAAGAAGCUCGGCGAUAAACCGUUAUAUUUUGAAUUGUCGAUAGGAAACGCAGGGAACGCCUUGGACGGUCACAAUGAAAGCUCGAAGAUAUGCGAGAUGGGGCCAAAAAGUGGAACGAGCAGCGAUCAAGAGGAGCUUCAGGAAGUGUUGAGCGGAUCUUGGCAGAGUACCACUCCAUCUUGCAAGCCAAUGACUCAUGACAAAAUUUAUUAUUUUCUGCCGUAUUGGGACGAUAAGCCAUGCCUUCAUGUCAGAAGCAUCUGGCCCGAUUAUAGGCGUAGAAUGUACAAUAGCAAUAUAAUCAGUAAAAUUUCUGAUAAAUUGGAAGAAGGAUUAUCGGAGGUUCAAUCGCAUAUAGAUGAUUGCUCAGGGGAGAAAAUUUUAAAAUCCACGUUAGAAGAAUUAACUAGCAAUUGUAAUCGAUACGUGAGCAUCAGUAAAUCGAGUGUCACCGGGCCAGGAGUUGGGAAAACGAAACUCGACAAGGAAAGGACGAAAUUGUGUCAAAGAGAAUUGGAAGGUAUAGGAAUGAUGUCACGGAAUCUUAAAGCUGUUGUCACUAAGAGUAGCUUCAAGGAAAGAUUGAAGACGGCUCAAGGGUAUUUGCAGAAAUUAAAAUUUCUGGUCGAGGACCCUCAAGAUUCCCUCCCGGAUGUUUUUAUUUGGGUAAUUAGUUCUGGACGACGAAUCGCAUAUCAUAGAAUACUGGGAAGAGAUUUAAUUUAUUCGAUCGUCGAUGAAGAGUGUGGUAGAUAUUGUGGAAAAGUUCAAACCAUAUUUCUCAAACUUCCAGGCAAGAAACGGUUUGGUCCUUCAGGUUGGACGAUACAGGGAAAAUUGCAGAUUUAUAUGUGGCUUGGUAUCUUGAAACACAAGAAAUAUUUCACUCAAGGCUUGCCAAAGGGAUACGAACUUAGUCACGAAUUGAAAAACGUGGACAGACCGCGUGCUUUACCACCAAUCAUUAUUCAUUAUGUUGAAAAACACAAGUUCCAGUUAAGAGCGCACAUGUAUCAAGCUCGGUCUUUGAUCGGCAGCGAUGCAUCCGGCCUUUCCGAUCCCUUUGCAAGAGUGAUUUGCGGCGAAUUUUGCAAGUCCACUCAAGUAAUCGACGAAACCCUGAGCCCUACAUGGGACGAACUUCUUCUUUUCGACGACAUCUUGAUUUACGGGACUGGCGAGGUUAAAAAGGAUCCACCGUCCAUCGUCAUCGAACUGUUUGAUCAAGAUAAAGUGAGUCAUUUUGUAACUAUGGACAUAACACUGCAUGAGGGCUCUGCUUUAACAGGCAAAUCUGAGUACAUAGGUCGAGCGGUUGCACGACCUCACGUAAAACUCGCCUCAGAAACUUACACACCACCGAGGUUUCCACCUUCGUUGGAAUGGUACGAUGUAACAAGAGGUGCUGCAAGAGCGGGCGAACUUCUUGCCGUUUUCGAAUUAUUGGAAUAUCCUUCGACGAAAGAUUAUGGCUUACCUACAUUGCCAGAUCCGAAAGAGAUAAUAACCCAAACUCCUAUUGUGACUCAGGACCAGGGACCAAUUCUUCCAGUUCCUGUUGGUAUUCGACCAACUCUAUCCAAAUAUCGAAUCGAAGUUUUGUUUUGGGGUCUAAGGGAUCUAAAGAGGAUACACUUGAUGACCGUGGACAAACCUCGAGUGGAUGUCGAAUGUGCUGGCCAUAUUCUCUAUUCUUCGGUUAUAACAAAUGCAAAAAAGAAUCCAAAUUUCAAUACACCGGUGAAAUUUUUAGAGUUGGAAUUACCGGAACAAGAACUUUAUCGACCACCUUUAACCAUCAGAGCUGUAGAUUGCAGAAGUUUCGGUCGUUAUACCCUUGUUGGAACGCACACGAUAAAUUCGAUCCAUAAAUAUAUGUAUUGUCCGCAAACGAAGAAAGCGAAAGAUGUAGAAGAAAGAAGGAAAAAUUUGUAUCAGUUGCAACAAUAUACAAGUUUCGAUACAUCAAAAAUCAAAUAUCAAUACGCAUCUUUACCGGAAUCUUUAACCGAUCUUGAAUUUAGUAUCGGAGAUGCGAUCAUUACUCUAGGCCUAGAGCAAGGUUGGCCAACGAAGAGAGAUAAAACGGAACAGAACAUAAAAAAGAAGCAAAGUUUAGUCAAUGAUGGAAGUAUGGGAGAUUUCAGUAUUUUCGAAGACGAGGAAGGUUGUCAAGAUUGGUGGACGAAAUACUUUGCCUCUAUCGAAGCUAUGAUAGAAGAGAAUAAGGAACUUCGUAGAGAGAAACCAAUGUUUCAAACACAAGCGAAUGGUACUGUUCUAAAUUACAUGGAGGAAAAUUGCAAUCAAAAUCAAAUGAAUCCAUCGGGUGACAAGAGUCCUGGUGUUACCGCGAAAAAAUUGUUUGGCCUAAAGUCGACAGCGAAUACAGCGAGAUUUGUUUCGAAGCUUAGUCCUAAGCAAACUUAUCAGAAAUUUCCAAAAACAGCGCUGUUGAAAAUUUAUCCGAACGAAUUAGAAGCUCAACCAGAAUUCGAACAAUUCAAGGAAUGGUUGCACACAUUCGAAUUAUACAGAGGAAAGAAAACUGGAGAUGAGCCUGAAGACGAGUCUAGAAUAGUUGGAUGUUUUAAAGGAGCGUUAAAAGUUUAUAAAUGGCCUCUUCCUAAAGAUUUAAUAGAUCACACGGUUAUGGGUUUCGACCCGCAAUUUGGUUUUUUUCAAGGUGUACCUUCGAACGAACCGAUUCAUGUAUUGGUACGAGUCUAUAUUGUUAAGGCAAACGAUCUUCAUCCUUGUGAUUUGAAUGGAAAAGCUGAUCCGUACGUCGUUCUGCAACUAGGCAAUAAAAGAAUCAGUGAUAAAGAGAAUUACGUAUCAAAACAACUUAAUCCUGUUUUUGGCAAGUGUUUCGAAAUAGAAGCAACUUUUCCACAGGAUUCGUUGUUGACUGUCCAAGUAUUGGAUUGGGACUUAGUCGGUACUGAUGAUAUGAUCGGUGAAACAAAAAUUGACCUAGAAAAUAGAUUUUAUAGUAGACAUCGUGCUACUUGUGGAUUAGCCAAAAAAUAUGACGAAUCUGGUUACAAUAAAUGGAGAGAUGCGAUGAAACCAACGCAAAUCUUGUCGAAACUUUGUAAAGAGGGAAAGAUCGAUGGACCAGUAUAUUCGCACGGAAAAGUAUCAAUUGGAAGAAAAACGUUCUCUUUGUCUAACGAAGAAAUGGAAUGUUAUGUUCAUUCGAAAGGCAUAGAAGAGCAUCUUGCAUUGGCAGUUCUUCAUCAAUGGCAUGCUCUUCCAAGAAUCGGUUGUGCCUUGGUUCCCGAACAUGUGGAGACACGUCCACUUUAUAAUCCCGAAAAACCAGGAAUCGAACAAGGAAAGUUGGAAAUGUGGGUUGAUAUGUUUCCCAUGGAUAUGCCUUCACCAGGACCGUCGAUCGAUAUUUCACCGAGAAAGCCUAAAAGUUACGAACUUCGGAUUGUUAUAUGGAACACAGACGACGUUGUAUUGGAAGAUGAUGCGUUUUUUACUGGUGAAAAAAUGAGCGACAUUUAUGUCAAAGGAUGGUUAAAAGGUCCAGAAGAUUGCCAGUCCACAGAUAUUCAUUAUCGUUCUUUAACUGGAGAAGGAAAUUUCAAUUGGCGUUUUAUAUUUCCGUUUGAUUAUCUCGUAGCAGAAGAGAAAAUUGUUAUCAAUCGCAAAGAGAGUCUUUUUAGCUGGGACGAAACUGAAUGCAAGAUUCCAGCUCGUUUAGAAUUACAAGUUUGGGAUGCAGAUCACUUUUCAGCCGACGAUUUUUUGGGUGCUAUUACUCUUGAUUUAAAUCGAUUUCCUCGAGGUGCAAAGAAUAGCAAACUCUGUACAUUAAGCAUGUUGAAGACCGAUGGAUCUGUGCCAACUGUAAAUAUUUUCAAACAAAAACGGAUAAAAGGCUGGUGGCCUUUCUAUGUCAAAAAGGAAAAUGAGGAUAUGGAAUUGACGGGUAAGGUAGAAGCUGAAAUUCAUUUAUUGAGUAAAGAAGAAGCUGAAAAAAAUCCUGCAGGAUUUGGAAGAAAUGAACCGGAUCCACUUGAGAAACCAAACCGACCUGAUGCAUCUUUCAUGUGGUUCAUGAAUCCUUUGAAAUCUAUUAAAUAUAUUAUAUGGCACAAUUAUAAAUUAGCAAUCUUGAAAGCUUUUAUAAUAAUUGGUUUAAUAGUACUUGUAUUAUUGUUCUUUUAUGCGAUACCUGGUUAUUCCGUUAAAAAGUUGUUGGGAGCAUAAAAAUACUAUUUGCAAAUUUUAUUGAUAUAUAUGCUCAUAAUAUUUUAAAUAAUAAAACAUGAUAUUUUGAUAAAAAAAAAAGAAUAUA